Cucumis melo (muskmelon) is the source of this 1630-nucleotide messenger RNA. Its product is annotated as benzyl alcohol O-benzoyltransferase-like. The record is from RefSeq and is a predicted model, not a curated record. The coding region runs from base 57 to 1442 and encodes 461 amino acids. Gene Ontology annotation, molecular function: acyltransferase activity, transferring groups other than amino-acyl groups. Lineage: Eukaryota; Viridiplantae; Streptophyta; Magnoliopsida; Cucurbitales; Cucurbitaceae. The transcript is spliced from 2 exons.
UCUUCUCUCUAGCAACAAUUAUAAUUUCUUCAUCUUCAUUGCCUUUCUUUUUCUAAAUGGCAAUAUCAUCCCAUAAUAAUUUUGUGUUUGAAGUACGUCGAUGCCAACCUGAAUUUGUUGCUCCAGCAAAACCUACACCCUAUGAAUUUAAGCAACUUUCAGACAUUGAUGACCAAGAAUGUUUCAGAUUUCAUGUUCCAUUAUUAUUUUUCUAUGCUAAUAAUCCAAGAAUGGAAGGAAGUGAUCCGGUGAAAGUGAUAAAGAAGGCAAUUUCAGAAACAUUGGUAUUUUAUUAUCCUUUUGCUGGAAGAUUAAGGGAAGGCCCUGGAAAAAAGUUGUUUGUUGAAUGUACUGCUGAAGGUAUUUUAUUUAUUGAAGCUGAUGCAAAUGUAGAUUUACAACAAUUUGGUGAUGCUGUUCAACCUCCUUUUGCAUUUCUGGAUGAUGUUUUGUACAAUGUUCCCAACUCCGAUGGGAUUAUUAAUUCUCCAUUGUUGCUUGUUCAGGUGACGCGACUCAGGUGUGGUGGUUUCAUCUUUGCCAUUCGUUUAAAUCACACGAUGACCGAUGGUUUUGGUUUAAUGCAAUUCAUGAACGCAGUAUGUGAGAUGGCUUGUGGUGAUACUGCACCAUCUGUGCUUCCAGUUUGGCAAAGAACUCUCUUAAAUGCAAGAGACCCUCCAAGAGUCACCCAUCGCCACCAUGAAUACGACCAAGUUGUUGACACAAAACAAAUCAACAUUCCUCUCAACGAGAUGGCUCAUCGCUCCGUUUUCUUUGGUCCUACAGAGAUCUCUACCCUUCGCAAAACCUUACCUAUCCACCUUCGCCAUUGCUCUUCCUUCGACCUCAUCACAGCUUGCCUUUGGCGCAUCCGUACCAUAGCCCUUCAACCAAACCCAAACGAUGAAAUGCGCUUACUUUGCGUCGCGAAUUUACGCUCCAAAUCAAAGUAUUUACCCUCAGGAUAUUAUGGCAACUCGUUUGCUUUACCAGCAGCAGUCGCUACUGCAGGCAACCUUUGCCAAAACCCAUUAAGUUAUGCAGUAGAAUUGAUUAGGAAAGCUAAAGCAAAGAUGACAGAGGAGUACAUGAAGUCUGUGGCGGAUUUUAUGGUAAUCAAUGGAAGACCUAAUUUAACUGCUGUGAGAUCGUAUGCUGUGUCAGACGUGACAAAAACCGAUUUUGAGAAGUUAGAUUUUGGAUGGGGAAAACCAAUUUUUGGAGGCCCUGCUAUGGGAGGGGUUGCAACUGUCCCUGGUUUGACAAGCUUUUAUAUAAGUUAUAAAAACAAAAAAGGGGAACAAGGAAUAGUGGUGCCUUUCUCAUUGCCUGUUCAAGCCAUGGAAAGAUUUGUGGUAGAACUUGAUGCUGUGUUCAAAACAAAACCAUUGAAUGAAGUGGGAAACACUAAAAAAGGGUUCAUUCGAGCUGCUUUAUGAUGGAAAAAACAAUUAGGUUUUGGGAAACAAACAUGAGAAUUAUAUUGUAACAAAAAAAAACUAUUGCUCUAUGUAAAACAAGGAAAGUAUGAGGGGAAUUUGUAGGGUUUUGUGAUGUGAUUUGAAAAAUGUUAUUUCCCUUUGAUGUUUGAUAAUAUAAGUUAUUGAAUGCUUGAUUGUUUUACUAA